This is a messenger RNA of Megalops cyprinoides (Indo-Pacific tarpon), 765 nucleotides long. It is a transcript of the gene fgf19, whose product is annotated as fibroblast growth factor 19. Gene Ontology annotation, molecular function: fibroblast growth factor receptor binding; growth factor activity. The transcript is spliced from 3 exons. Gene Ontology annotation, biological process: regulation of cell migration; positive regulation of protein phosphorylation; positive regulation of cell population proliferation. Lineage: Eukaryota; Metazoa; Chordata; Actinopteri; Elopiformes; Megalopidae. Bases 69 to 713 code for a protein of 214 amino acids. The record is from RefSeq and is a predicted model, not a curated record. Gene Ontology annotation, cellular component: extracellular region; cytoplasm.
UCGAGCGGUUUGAAAGGAGCGCAUUAGAUUAACAGGGCUCGGCUGGACAUCUGUAGGAAACUUUCGGUAUGCUGUUCAGUGUUUGCGUCGCAGUUAGCCUAACCAAUACUUUAUUUGCUGUUGGAGUGCUGUGUAUGCCACUGCCCUACGCGGGGCCACACAUCGCCAAUGGCUGGGGCCAGCCUGUCCGACUAAGGCAUUUGUACGCUGCCAGGCACGGACUGCAUUUGCAGAUCAACAAGGAUGGCAAAGUGGAUGGCUCCGUUCUCCAGAGUUCAUACAGUUUGCUGGAAAUUCGACCUGUAGAUACAGGCUUUGUCGCUAUCAAAGGAGUGACAAGUUCCCAGUUUCUGUGCAUGGAUGAGAGUGGAAAAGUACAUGGAUCGCCCACCUAUGUAAAAGAUGAUUGUUCCUUCUUGGAGCGUAUACUUCCUGAUGGCUACAACAUCUAUGUCUCAGACAAACAUAGAGCAGUGGUGAGUUUGAGCACUGACCGGCAGAGGCUCCAGGUGAGGGACAGAGGCCUGCCACCACUUUCUCAGUUCCUGCCCAUGAUGAGCACCCUUUCUGCUGGAACAACAGAUGAGCACCUGGAGGGUGUGCCCACUGAUGUACAGCAGGAGUCACAGUCAGCCCUUAAGAUGGACAGCAUGGACCCAUUUGGCAAACUAUCACAGAUUGUCAUGCAGAGUCCCAGUUUCAACAAAAGAUAAAUCAUUGUGGUUCUCCCACAUUAAUGUAGGAGAAAAAAGGAGAAUGGUACUG